Molecule: messenger RNA, 1807 nt
Organism: Magnolia sinica
Lineage: Eukaryota; Viridiplantae; Streptophyta; Magnoliopsida; Magnoliales; Magnoliaceae
Product: galactan beta-1,4-galactosyltransferase GALS1
Exons: 2
Coding region: 73-1503 (476 amino acids)
Source: RefSeq, a predicted model, not a curated record
UCGGAUCACUCUCGACAUCAUCAUCUUUCCCCGGAAAAAGAAAAAAAAGAAAAAAGCCAAGGCUGAAACGCCAUGAGGAAAGAGGGCGGAGGAGCUGUAACGACUACCGUAUCCCUCUCUCACAGCUGCUUUGAGAUGAAACCUUUCAUAGCAACCCUCGUCAUACUCACCCUCCUCAUUGCCCUCUACCAGUUUCCUCCCCCAGCAGCCACCACCCUCCUCGCUUCUCCUCACCACCCUCCUGAAAAGCUCUCCACGCCUCCUCAACGCCCCCAGCAGCUGAGAUCAACAACCCCAUCCGACCCCAACAAGCGUCUCUUCCAAGCCUACGGCAAUGCCGCUUCUCUCUUCGUCCAAAUGGGCGCUUACCGCGGCGGACCCUUCACCUUCGCCGUCAUCGGCCUCGCCUCCAAGCCCCUCCACGUCUUCGCCCGCCCUUGGUUCAAAUGCGAGUACAUUUCCAACAACCAUUCGACGAAAAGCCUGAAAGCCAAAUCCUAUAAAAUGCUACCCGAUUGGGGGUACGGCCGCGUCUACACCGUCGUCAUUGUCAAUUGCACCUUCUCCGAAAAGCCCAACGCCGACAACGCCGGCGGCAAGCUCGUCCUCUACGCCUACUACGGCGAGUCCCCGAAGCGCUACGAGAAGAUAGUUGCUUUGGAAGAAGCCCCCAAUUCCUAUGACGAGUCCAAGUUCAGGCCACCGUAUAAAUACGAGUAUUUGUACUGCGGGUCAUCUUUAUAUGGAAAUCUGAGUGCGGCGAGGAUAAGGGAGUGGAUGGCCUACCACGCGUAUUUCUUUGGACCCAGAUCGCAUUUCGUGUUCCACGAUGCAGGAGGGGUGGCGCCGGAUGUGCGGGCCGUGCUCGAGCCAUGGGUGCGGGCGGGGCGGGCGACGGUGCAGGACAUCAGGGCGCAAGCGGAAUACGAUGGGUAUUACUAUAAUCAGUUCCUGGUCGUAAAUGACUGCUUGCACCGCUACCGGUACGAGGCGAAUUGGACAUUCUAUUUCGAUGUGGAUGAGUAUAUCUAUUUGCCUGAUGGGAAUACAUUGGAAUCGGUUUUGAAUGAGUUUUCGGACUAUACCCAGUUCACGAUCGAGCAGAAUCCGAUGUCGAGCAAGCUCUGCAUUUCGGAUGACACACAGGACUAUUCCAAGCAAUGGGGGUUCGAGAAGCUGGUAUUUCGGGAAUCGCGUACCGGUAUACGCCGAGAUCGAAAAUACGCUAUACAGGCGAAGAAUGCAUACGCUACGGGAGUGCAUAUGUCGGAGAACGUGAUAGGGAAGACUCUCCACAAGACCGAGACAAAGAUCCGUUACUACCACUACCACAACUCCAUCUCCGUUACGGGCGAGCCGUGCCGGGUGUUCAUUCCUAAGCCUGCCCAGGACAACGUCACGUGGUUCGAGAAGCUUCCCUACGUCUACGACGGCAACAUGAAGGCCAUCGCCGAGACAGUGAAGAGGUUCGAGCAGCAGACGAUCGGAGACGUCCACGUGUAGCGCUACGAUAAGUAACCUCGUUGGUAUUCGUUGCUGGUCCCGGCGCUUUCUGCUCGUGUUAUGGUGGUUGGGGCGUCUCUGUCUAUAAAAUGAAAGGUUUUUCUGUAGGAGCCUUUGGUUUUUUAGUGGCUGGUGUUUGUACAAUGUUCGGAAUCCGGCCGCCGGAAUCUGACGCACGGUCAUCAGGUAUAACGAGGGAGAGGAAGGGAAAAUUUCCACUUGAUUUAUGUAAAGGUGUCGAUUUUACUUUUAUUCACAUUCCUUGGAUUCAUGUAAAGCGGUUUUGUGCCUAUUCCAUGUUACA